Molecule: messenger RNA, 2775 nt
Organism: Salvia splendens (bonfire salvia)
Lineage: Eukaryota; Viridiplantae; Streptophyta; Magnoliopsida; Lamiales; Lamiaceae
Product: proline-rich receptor-like protein kinase PERK9
Exons: 9
Coding region: 566-2524 (652 amino acids)
Biological process (GO): protein phosphorylation
Molecular function (GO): ATP binding; protein kinase activity
Source: RefSeq, a predicted model, not a curated record
UUUAUUCCAGAUUUUGUCUCAUAGUUGCUCUCGCUCAUUCAUUUUCAUUCAAUUUUAAAUAAAAAUUAAAUCUUGACAGACCCCAUUUUCCGUGUUUUCAGUUAUAGCUUCCAAAAAUCCAAAGCUUUCGACUAUCUAAAAUCUCUUUUUAUACGGAGUAAACAAUUUGGAAAAAUAUAUAAAAGGGAGAUUUCAUUUUCGGCUGAAUAGAUAUCUGCUAUCUAUUCUGUGGCUUUGAAGUUGCAGACCACUCAAGAAAAGUUGAACGUACGUGUAAAUAGGAUUGGUUGAUUUUGGCUUUCUGCAACUCAAGUGGGCGAUUUGGCUUUUUGUCCUUUUAUCUAUCGGAGCUGCUUUCUUUUUUUUGGUGAUAGAGCUGGGAUUUUUAGUGAUUUUGUUUUGUCGUCGGAGCAGCGAUUUGAUGCCGGUGAUUGAGGUUUCUGUCUUGUGGGAUUGCAUUAGAUUGGAAAUUGUUUACUGGGAUCACUGCAAGAUUUGAUUUUGGAGCAGUUGAGUGGAUAUGCUGGUUUUGAUUUGGAAGGAAUGGUAGAAUUUGAUUGGUGAUAUGUCAUCUGCAUCUCCCUCCCUAAAUUCACCUCCCCCUCCGCCCUCCUCUGCUCCUUCUCCACCAUCACUACCACCUCAGCCCAAUUUGCCUCCGUCAAGUCCUCCUCUUGCACCGCCACCUCAGCCGGAUUUACCUGCCCCCCCACUACCACCAUCCUCUCCUCCUUCUCCGCCCAAUGCUCCACCUCCUCCGGCAAAUGCACCUCCUCCAACUUCCUCUCCGCCUCCACCUGAUCCACCACCAACUAGUCCUAUUACGCCACCUCCCUCGACUAAUUCGCCCCCGCCCCCACCAGCACCUGUAAAUAGUUCCCCACCUCCACCAUCAACUUCACCACCGAGCAAUUCUCCUCCUACACGUCCGCCUCCUAAUACUUCGCCCCCACCAUCAUCACGUAACCCUCCUCCACCACGAUCAAAUAGACCUCCCCAAGAUUCACCACCGCCACCAGUCGUGCCACCCAGUAACCCUUCCCCUUCCCCAAUACCGCCUCAGUCUCCACCACGCCCAAAUUCUCCUCCAAGACCACCGCCACGGCCUUCAAUAGGAACAUCACCACCUCCACCUUCCAUGGCCUCACCAACUCCAUCUCUGAAUCCACCAGGUGAUACCAACUCCAAUGAUACUGCACCGAGAAAUUCUCAACCCUCAAGUGGUGGUGGCCUUGACACCGGCGCCAAAGUUGCAAUUGGCGUGGGUAGCCUAUUUCUUGUGAUACUUGGUCUUGGACUUGCAAUCUGGUGUUGCUGGAAGCGAACGAGAAGGGCUUACAUCAUGGCAACCUCAAAUUCUUCUCCACAAUCCGGUGAUGGAUUACAUAGAGUACAAGUAACGCCAAAUAAUGGAAGUGGUUCUGGAAAUCACUCUAUGCGUACACCACAUGAGCGUGGUUUGGGGAACUCAAGGUUGUUGUUCACCUACGAACAACUAGUUGAUGCCAGUAAUGGAUUUUCAGACCAGAAUCUCUUGGGGCAAGGUGGUUUUGGUUUUGUGUACAAAGGAACUCUCGCAGAUGGUAAAGUAGUAGCUAUUAAGCUAUUAAGGAUCGGUGGAGGGCAGGGGGAACGGGAAUUCACCUCCGAAGUUGAGAUAAUUAGCCGUAUACACCACCGUCAUUUGGUCUCACUUGUAGGUUAUUGCAUUUCUGGGGAGAGAAGAGUGCUUGUAUUAGAUUAUGUUCCUAACAAUACCCUCUACUUCCAUCUUCAUGCUGAAGGCCGGCCUGUCUUGGAAUGGGGUACACGUGUGAAGAUUGCUAUUGGGGCAGCUCGUGGGAUAGCUUACCUUCACGAAGACUGUCAACCUCGUAUUAUCCAUAGAGAUAUCAAGUCGUCAAAUAUCCUUCUGGACAUAAACUUUGAAGCUCAGGUUUCUGAUUUUGGACUAGCUAAAAUAGCUAUGGAUGCGAAUACACAUAUCAGUACACGUGUAAUGGGAACUUUUGGAUACAUGGCGCCUGAGUAUGCAUCCAGUGGCAAGUUGACUGAAAAAUCCGACGUGUUUUCCUUUGGAGUUGUGCUCUUAGAGUUGAUAACUGGACGAAAGCCUGUAGAUACAUCUCAGCCUUUAGGGGAUGAGAGCCUCGUUGAAUGGGCCCGACCAUUGUUAAGCCAAGCUAUCGAGACAAACGAAUUUGUGGGACUAGCAGAUCCAAGACUAGCAGAGAAUUUUGUUACUGAUGAGAUGGUCCUACUGAUUCAAGCUGCAGCAGCUUGUGUUCGCCAUUCAUCCAUGAACAGGCCAUCAAUGGGACAGGUUGUGAGGGCUUUCGACAGAAUGGUGACCCAAGAUUUGACAAACGGGGUGAGAGUCGGGGAAAGUGAAAUAAUCAACUCUGCUGAACAAUCUGAAGAGAUCAGGUUGUUUCAGAGGUGGGCAUUUGGAAGUAAAGAAGUUAGUAGUGAUUUCUUCAGUGGGAGCAGCGAGCGCAAUCCGCAAAGUGACCAGAGAGAUUGAUGGAAUUGAGUUGCAGUUUCCAAUCAAGAAUGAUUUUUUUUUAAGGAAAUGAAAAUAUGGCAAAUGAUGCCGGUUGAGAGGUAAUAGCUGCAUUGAGCUAUAACUGUGCAUUGCAACUUAGAUUUUUUUGAGAUCUUGUAGAUUCUGUGCAUUCUAUUUCUAGGGCGAAUUUUUCUUGUAUCUCUCUUCUUUUUUCUUUCUUUUUUGGGUAUUCAGCUAUAAUAAAGUUCAUUCAAUUUUGCCCCCUUCCA